This is a messenger RNA of Molossus molossus (Pallas's mastiff bat), 1185 nucleotides long. RefSeq names its product galactose-3-O-sulfotransferase 2 (gene GAL3ST2). Gene Ontology annotation, cellular component: membrane. Gene Ontology annotation, molecular function: galactosylceramide sulfotransferase activity. Lineage: Eukaryota; Metazoa; Chordata; Mammalia; Chiroptera; Molossidae. The record is from RefSeq and is a predicted model, not a curated record. Gene Ontology annotation, biological process: glycolipid biosynthetic process; glycoprotein biosynthetic process. The transcript has 4 exons.
AUGGAUGAUGCUGAGUUGAGGUGUUUCUGGACCCUCCUCGUCCUGACCCUGAUGGUGCUCCUGCUGGCCGGCCUCCUGCGCGUGGAGAGGCACACACUGUGAGUCCUGCUCGGGGGCCAGGCUGAGGGGCCGCCCAUCACCAACAUCAUGUUCCUCAAGACGCACAAGACCGCCAGCAGCACCGUGCUCAACAUCCUCUUCCGCUUCGCCGAGAAGCACAACCUGUCGCUGGCGCUGCCCGCAGGCUCGCGCCUCCACCUGGGCUACCCCUGGUUCUUCCUGGCGCGCUACGUGGAGGGCGUAGGGCAGGCCGGCCCACCGCGGCACUUCAACAUCAUGUGCAACCACCUGAGGUUUAACCCGCCGGAGGUGCAGAAAGUGAUGCCCAACGACACUUUCUACUUCUCCAUCCUCAGAAACCCCGUCUUCCAGCUGGAGUCCUCCUUCGCCUACUACAGACACCUCACGCCUGCCUUCAGCGCCGCGCCCAGCCUGGCCGCCUUCCUGGCCGCCCCGCACACCUACUACAACCAGAGCCUGCUGCGCAACGCCCACGCCAGGAACCACAUGUGGUUCGACCUGGGCCUGGACCCCAACGCUCCGGUGGAGGAGAGCUACGUCCGCGCGCACCUGGCCCACGUGGAGCAGCGCUUCCCGCUGGUGCUCAUCGCGGAGCACUUCGACGAGUCCAUGGUGCUGCUGCGGCGCCGGCUGCGCUGGCAGCUGGACGACGUCGUCUCCUUCAAGCUCAACUCGCGCAGCCGGCGCAGCGUCACCAGCCUGCCGCCCGAGGCCCAGGAGCGCGCCAAGCGCUGGUGCGCGCUGGACUGGCGCCUCUACCAGCACUUCAACCGCACCUUCUGGGCCGCGCUGCGCGCCGAGCUGGGCCCGCGGCGCCUGCGCUCCGAGGUGGCGCAGCUGCAGGAGCGGCGGCGCGUGCUCUCCGCCCUGUGCCUGCAGGACGACGCGCCCAAGAACAAGACGCAGAUCACCGACGCCCGGCUGCGACCCUUCCAGUCCGGGGAGGCCGACAUCCUGGGCUACAACCUCAGGGAGGGCUUGGAUAAUGAGACGCUGCGCCUCUGUCAGAAGAUGGUCAUGCCUGAGCUCCAGUACAUGGCCCACUUGUACACCCUGCAGUUCCCCCAGAAGCGCCCCAAGAACAUCCCCUUCCUGAAGGCAUAG